AUGUUUUGCUUUGGUAUGGCCAGUGGAUCUCCUCCGCUUCACUCUCGUUCUUCUGUUCCACCCCGGGUCAUCGCCAUACUCCCCCCCACCUAUCGCUCCAAUUGCGGCAUAGGCAGCAUGCUAGUUAUUGUUGAACCAUACAUACCUCGCCCACGCCGCAUGGUGUACACCCACCACAUCAAUCUUCGCGUCAUUCCUUACAUCAUGGCAAUUCAGGAUACCAAAGGGAACGAAGGCUUUCACUUCAUGAGGGUCGAGGACGCUUAA
Messenger RNA from Botrytis porri, 267 nucleotides. RefSeq lists its product as uncharacterized. The record is from RefSeq and is a predicted model, not a curated record. Lineage: Eukaryota; Fungi; Ascomycota; Leotiomycetes; Helotiales; Sclerotiniaceae. The transcript is spliced from 2 exons. The coding region runs from base 1 to 267 and encodes 88 amino acids.